Molecule: messenger RNA, 591 nt
Organism: Penicillium egyptiacum
Lineage: Eukaryota; Fungi; Ascomycota; Eurotiomycetes; Eurotiales; Aspergillaceae
Source: the annotation of a GenBank genome assembly
AUGAGAAGAUAUCAACAACAUACGCACGCAAGCUGGCACCGCGCCAACGCAGACAAAUUCGAUUGCCCUUGGUGCCAAACCAUUCACCGACCAGAGAGCACAACAUCUCAGAACCAACAGAACCAGCACAACCGCAAGCAAUCCGCCAAGGGCUCAGACAAUGGCAGAACCAGCAAAGCAAAUGCUACUUCGACACCAGUCGGCCAUCGGAUAGCUCACGAGAGCUCUGACGUUCCUAUCGAAGGCCAGGCAGCCGGUACCCCGCUCGAAUCACAGACUCCAGGUUCAGCUCCGGACGCGAACAACGAAGAGACUCCAGGGCCGGAAUCAGAUUCAAAUUACGCGCGGUACAUUAUGGGACGCACUGGAAGGCACGAUGGCUUGAAUACCGCGUCAGAUACACCACGUCCGCCGCUUCCCGAGGAGUGGACGAAGGAAAUUGAGGGUCGGGAGCAUGGUGCUGCGGCAUGGAGUCCACCGACUGUGGAAGAUUGGCGCUCUGGGAUAGAUACGUCCGGCGAGUUUCGAAUGCCCGGUGACGAAAAGAUUGGCUCUCCGGAGUUGAGCGUGAGGGAGUUGGAGGAGUCUUGA